AGGGGAUGAAGAACAUUUCACAGAAGAAUACCACCAAAGAUCAAGAUGAGUCAAUAAGGUUGACAGCACAACUUUCAUAGUUUUACAUGUUGUUUUCAUUGCGAAAAAGAAUGGUCCCUGUCUUUACCCUGGUGGGAUUGGCAAGGUCCCAGUGUCUUUCAAGGCAUCAAGAGUGUUGUCCUCCUUUGUAAACCACUGGUGGUUAUUGGUUAGCAUGCUAACACCGGAAAGCAUCGAACCAGAGAAGACAAGGCUCUUGCAUGAGAGAGGGGGGAUGAGUUGGCCUAUGUGGUAUGCACUACUGCAGGCUAUUAUCUGUCUAUGAUAGCUCACCACCUACAUUCAUGUGUAGAAGGGCUGCCAGAGUUCCAGUAAAUGUAGAGACCACCUACCUUGACUUUACCGGAAGAAACCAUACAUGGAUCGAUAGAAUUAUCAUAGAUAGUCAUCAUAGAAGUGAAGCCACACAGUUGUCCUCAGAAAAAAAACUGUCUAGUGUAUAUAACGGGGCCAGAUGAAUCAGAUCAUCCUGGAUCGUUUGACAAGCCCUCCAAACAUGCACACCAUGAACAAACUUCUACUCACUGUUCUCCUCACCUAUCUGGGACAUUCGGUUGCAUUUGGGGGUCAAAUUAUCAAUGGAAAAAAAGCCAAGAGGAAUUCCCUGCAGUACAUGGCCUCUGUGCAGAACGAUGAGAAGCACAUCUGUGGAGGAUUCCUGAUCACUCCAGACUUUGUGCUAACAGCUGCACACUGCAACAAAAGCAACUUGAGUGUUGUUCUUGGUACCCACAACAUCAAGAAGGGCCUCGGGAAAGCUGUCAGAUACAAUGUGGAACGCAAAUGCAAACCCAACUCAUAUAAAAAUGUAAAGGAUGGUAGUGACAUCAUGCUUCUAAAGCUGUCUAGGGAAGCUAAAUUAAGCAAAUCCGUGAACAAAGUGAGGCUUCCAACCAAGGAUAAAGUCCUCAAACCCAACACAAAGUGCCUUGCUGCUGGAUGGGGCCUCACAAAAAUAGAAGCAAUCAUUGACGACCUUCAAGUGGUGGACGUGGAAGCCAUUGAUCUGAAGGUCUGCCAGAAGCAGUGGGAUCACGUCAAAGUUCAUCUUCCUCCCAAUGUCAUCUGUGCAGGUGGAUACAUGACCGACAAAGGCACAUGUCAGGGGGAUUCUGGUGGUCCUUUGGUGUGCAAUGGAGAGGCAGUGGGAAUCGUCUCCUUCAACAUGAGGGGAAACUGUGCCUAUCCCAACGUGCCCAAUGUUUACACUCAGAUUUCCAAGUUCUUACCCUGGAUAAAGAAGGUCAUCAACAAGCAGUCAUGUUAGAAUGGAUACUUUGUUUGCUGCAAAAUUAUGCCUUUAGCUAUUACUUAUACCUGAGGAUAUUACUGAUUAUUUAGCUUGCUGUUAAUCUGUCUAAUGCAUUACCAUGUACUGUAAUGGAAAUAAAUGUGUUCUUAAUCAUUG
This is a messenger RNA of Oncorhynchus kisutch (coho salmon), 1468 nucleotides long. RefSeq names its product mast cell protease 1A. The transcript is spliced from 5 exons. The record is from RefSeq and is a predicted model, not a curated record. Lineage: Eukaryota; Metazoa; Chordata; Actinopteri; Salmoniformes; Salmonidae. Gene Ontology annotation, biological process: proteolysis. The coding region runs from base 515 to 1327 and encodes 270 amino acids. Gene Ontology annotation, molecular function: serine-type endopeptidase activity.